GGAAAAUUUCUGACGUAAAAAGGAUAAAUAUUCUCAAGAGCCAGGGGGAAAUCUAUCUGCACCCUUACUCAAGUGUCACCGGAUAUUGGUAACUAUGGCAACGACCGUCGCGAGAGACGGACAGCCGACAUAGAAGGCAUAAUUAUGGUACCUGAAAUUUAAAGUCAUGUAGAGGGUAUCAUCGAUGCAGGAUUUCGAGUAGUUAAAAUGCCGAGUACCAUCCAUUGGCCACGGAUGAAUCAUUAUGCACGUUGACCAGGACUGGCACAAUGUGGUCAAAAUUACGUGCGUUGGGUUUUUAGCCGUACUUGGAGCUUUUUUAAACAUUGUUGUACUAGUUAUGUUCUACAAGAAGCCUUCACUCAGAUCUCCAUCAAACAGAUUCGUCGGUAGUUUAAUUGCUUCCGAUUUGCUGUCAUCUACCGUCCUCGGUCCUUUACUGAUAUCUGGUAUAAAGACCAUCAAUAAAGCUAUGAUCGUAUUCGUGGCAACAUCUACAAUAUUUUCAAUACUGGUGAUAGCAAUGGACAGAUACACAGCAGUUCUCAGCCCUCUCCAUUACGCGACAAAUGUCACUAGGCAAAAAAGCGUUUUAGUCAUAGGUACGGUUUGGAGCAUAUCAGCUGCGUUGGCGUCACCGAUGUUAUUCAAGGACUUGCUGAUAUACGAAAAGUUUCCCGUGGCGAUGUUGGAAAAAACACACGGGCUGGUGUUGUUACUGAUCGCCUUCAUAGGUCCCUGUGCUGCUCUUAUUUUGGUGUACUUCAAAAUGUACGUGGCGGCUCACAGGUAAGAUCAAGGUUAUUAUAUUUGUAAAGUAGCCAUUUUUAGGUUUCUAUAUAUUAUAACGCAUAAUGAUCUGAUGAAUCGGAUGGUCUAUAUAAUAGCAUGUAGAAUAAACUUAAUAAAUGACGCCACUGCAAGUAUGAAUAUGAGCGGGAUUACUAUUAUAAAUAUACUAACUAAAUAUCCAUAUAAUAUUAUGUGGUAUAAAAGAAAACCAAAUUAAAAACCUUAGUUGGUAUAAUGCGGCGCGUAAAUAAUAAAUUAUUUUAUCUUGAAAAUCGUAUUCAUAUGACGUAUUGCGUGGAGAAAAUGUCCCAUCGUCCAUGGCGUGCACACAAAAUUAUUGCAGUUUUCGCAUGAUAAUAAUAAAUUAUAUAUUAUACGUAUGCACGUCCGCGAAACAUUGUCACAUAAUAAUAAUAAUAAUAUAGUUUCGUCGACAUAUUAUUAUUACUCUGCUCGCGGAGCUUAAAAACGUUAAUGAUGUUACUUGUACGUGGUAUACAAGUGUUCAAUGGUGGUAGUAAAAGCUCGGUUGUAAUGUAUGCUGGCGGCAACAACAACUAUAUUCUAUGGAAAACGCGUGCCGCCGAUGGCAGCGGACUAAUUGAGUAAACCCAAUAGCGGUGGCGUCGUCGGUGAGAAUAUUUCUCCGACCCGACCACCUGCGUAAACUAUGGAUAAUAAUGUAUAGGUAGGCCCCAUACAUUCGCCCACUGUACCUAUAUUACAAUAUUUAUUCAUUAGGACAACAAAUAUCGUCAUAAAGAUACCAAUAUUAUAUUUAUAUAAAAUAUUUUAUAAUGAUGAUGAUAUAAACGCGUAGUCGAAUACAAUAUUAUAAUAUUAUAUAGGUACAAAUAGCUUCGUCAGUCAAAAAUUUUUUUUUUUUUGACGUGGGUUAUAAAAUAGUAUAUGUCAUUAUUAUAGGUGGAUAGGUGCAAGGAAGGUGUGAACGAAUAGUAAAUUCGUAUUGGCCGAGAGUAAAACUGCCGAUAGGAAAUCAAUAUUAUUAUUUCAAUAUAAUAUAAUACUAUUUCCUCGGUUUUUUUAUACCAUCAUACAUAUACAUAUUAUAUAUAUAUAUAUAUUAUUGUUUUCUGUCGUAUGUAAUAUUCAUAAUAUUAUAACAUUAUGUAUAUAUACAUAAAAUCUCGUAAAAUGUGUUACACAUUUUGAAUCCUAUUUACGUUAAGCUAUAACGUAAUAAUAUUUAUACAUGACCUAAAUACACAGAUGUAAAUAUAA
Acyrthosiphon pisum (pea aphid) is the source of this 2034-nucleotide messenger RNA. RefSeq names its product D(4) dopamine receptor. The transcript is spliced from 5 exons. The record is from RefSeq and is a predicted model, not a curated record. Gene Ontology annotation, cellular component: plasma membrane. The coding region runs from base 245 to 793 and encodes 182 amino acids. Gene Ontology annotation, molecular function: alpha1-adrenergic receptor activity. Gene Ontology annotation, biological process: phospholipase C-activating G protein-coupled receptor signaling pathway; positive regulation of cytosolic calcium ion concentration; adenylate cyclase-activating adrenergic receptor signaling pathway. NCBI's taxonomy places the organism in Eukaryota, Metazoa, Arthropoda, Insecta, Hemiptera, Aphididae.